AGUGACAGUUGGAAUUGGACAUUUGGAGUAGGGCAGCUGAGGCUGACAGUUGGAAGAGUGUGUUGGAGCAGAGCCAUGGGCAAGCCAAAGCUGGGUCUGAGGAAAAUGCGGCUGCAGACACAGCAGGACGCCCAGGAGGAGGAAGAAGGGGCCCCGACAAUCAGCAGAGGAGAAUAGGAAGCCGACAGUCAUGAGGUGCCUAUCACAGGGCUUAAUGCAUUGGAAGUUCUUCAUAAACAUCAUUAGUACUGUCUCCCUCAUCAUCAGAGCUACGAGCUGCCUGGACCUGGCUCACCCUAUUACCACUGCAGCUACGGCCUACCAAAACCCUCAAGUCCCCAGUGCGUCCCCUCCCUGCCUCUAUUCCUCAAAACGCCGUCAGGACCUAACUCAAUCCCUCACCCCUGGAGCAGCAACAAAUGGGGCCCUCGCUCACACUGCCACCAGAGACGCAGCCUGCCGACGCCUUGAAGCCUGUCGAGUGCCUCCUAUCCAUUACCACCACUUGGGGAGACACUGCCAAGGCACUCACUCCCUCGCCCCUGAAGCUGAGGCCUGUCAAGGCCCUAAAGCCCAUCGAGUGACUCCUCCAGGUCAUUACUACUCGUGGGGUUCCCAGUACCUUUCUCAACCCCUCUCCACUGGAGCUGCGAAAUGCUGGGCCCUGGCUCAAUCCCUUGCCUUUGGCGCUGCAAGAUGCUGGGCCCUGGCUCAGUCCCUCACCACCAGGGAGACAGCCUGCCAACACCCUGAAGCCUGGUCAGUGUCUCCUCCCCAUCCCUGCCACUCAUGGGACUGCUGGGGCUUGGCUCGGCCCCUCUGUACCGGAGCCAUGAGAUGUUGGACCCUGGCUCAGUCCCUCACCAUCAUUACCACGGCCUGCCAACGACCUACAGCCUGUCAAGUGUCUCCUCCCCAUUACCGCCACCCAGGGGAUGGCGUAACAGCCGUGGCCUGCCAAUGUCCUGAGGCCCACGGAGCAUCCCCUUCUCAACCAACUUUGCCUCCACGGCCCAGAAGCUUGGUGAACCCUUGUUCGUGCUAUCUCCCCUGGGGCUAUGGCCAACCAAAGCCCUGAAGGCAAUGGACGGUUCCCCCUGCCUGGGGACUACCUUCACAGCUUUAGACCCUUGGAAAGCCACAAGCCCCCAGGAUCCAGGACUUCACCACAUCCUUCAGGACCCCACCCUCUGCUGUGGCUGUGAUGUUGGACUCUGCUCCUCAAACCACAGUUCUCUAUUACUCUCCUGGUA
Messenger RNA from Ornithorhynchus anatinus (platypus), 1253 nucleotides. RefSeq lists its product as uncharacterized. The transcript has 2 exons. Lineage: Eukaryota; Metazoa; Chordata; Mammalia; Monotremata; Ornithorhynchidae. The record is from RefSeq and is a predicted model, not a curated record. Bases 191 to 1078 code for a protein of 295 amino acids.